UACACAAUAGUCAGUAAGUCAUAAUGUGUAUUAUUGAUUACAUUUUAUCUUUAAAACCAAUCAAUGAUACUUGAAAUUAUACAAUAGAACUUAUGUCGUUAUAUUGUGUAUUACUUUUACAUUUGAUUUUUAUAAUUUAAUCGUAUCACAAUAGAUGGUAAUUAAGUCAUAUUGUGUAUUAUCAAUUGCAUCUAUAUUUAAAUAAGUCAUGAAUGUUUUUUACAUCUUAUUUCUAUCAUUCAAUCAACGUGUUAUUUCAAUUAUCUUCACCUGUUACAUAUUAGAGCUAUGACACUAUUUAUGCCAGUACACAAUCAAACGUAGUAGAAGAAAAUCGAUCUGUGAGACAAGAUGAAGGCAAUGAACAUGAACUAGCACAAGAACAUCAAUUGGCAAGAGAUAGUCAGCAAUCAGAUGAAUUAGCAAGAGAUGAUGAAUCAGCAAGAGAUGAUGAAUCAGCAAAAAAGGAUGAUCAAAAAGGUGAUGUACAUGUUGCUGGAAUAAAGUCAUUUUUAAUUCAAAAUAAUCUUCCACAAUUACUCAAUUGGGAAGAGUAUGGUUUGAGGAUAACAGUACCAGAAGGAGCUGUUUCACCUUCCGAAACCAUUGAAGUAUCCAUUACUGCUCUUGUUGGUGGAGAGUUUAUAUUACCAAAGGAUUCUGAGCUAGUCAGUGUUGUGUACACUAUAACUGUCUCCAAGCCUCUACUGAAACCAGUUCAGCUUGAAAUACAGCAUUGUGUUUCAAUUGAAACACCAUCUCAUGCAAAUAAUCUCAGUUUUGUUACUUCUUCUAGUGAUCGUUGUCCUUUUGAAUUUCAAUCGGUACACAAAGGAAGUUUUCCAGUUGGUUCUCGGUAUGGCAGUAUACUCAUCCCUGAAUUUUCUCGAUGGGCCAUUGUCCGAACCAUUCGGGGCUGGUUAAGAAAAUUGCGCCACUCAAGUCGAAGUGUAUCUCCUCAAUCUAUGGGAAAUGAGAAUCCUUUUAUGCAAGAUGUACUGCCUGUCUUACAGUUUUUUGUUCAGCCAUUGUAUGAAAAUAAAAGGCUGGGAAGAGAAUGGCUGCUGAUGUUUCUAUUUGGUAGGGAUCUCAAUGCAAUAAAAAUGUACAUGAAGGAUGAGUUCAACAGGUCAAAAAGUGACAAAGAAUUAUCCUUUCAGUUUGAGAGUUCUGAGGGAUUUAUUGAGAUAGACACUGAUACAGAGAACUGCAGUGAAGGCUGGUCUAUAAGACCUCAUCAGGAAAACCCCACCCAAGUUAGUCAAAGUAUCAUUGAUAUAUAUGGGCGAAUGAAUCCUCCAUGUUUUCCUCAUUGUCGUUUCACAAUCACUGCUACUCCUGGUAGUACUACCGUUAAUCCUGAAUUAAAGCAUCCUGUAACAUUCAGGGGAAUCAUAUCUAACAAUACAGUGUUUAACAUUGUACUGUCAAUAGAUCAGCAAUCUCCAGAAGAAAUUUUAAGAAAAUAUAAGAAGGACCUUUCUGAGAAGAUGCCUCAACACAUAGACAUUAUUGUUGAUGAAGUCUUCUCUUCAGACUACAUAAGCAUUGACGAUGAAACUCGUGACGCAUGCAGGGCUAAUACAGAUACUUUGCUUAAAGUUCUUGCUGACAUCAUCAAUCAACCAGGUGUGCUGACAGCAUUGAUAGAUAUCCUGAAAAAAGUUCAAGCACUCAAGCCUAUAGCUGAAAAUAUGGAACAUGAAUAUAAUUUUACUUGACUUUUUGCUUUGUUAUUACAUACACCAUGCUGUUACAAUACAAGUAGCGUAUAAUAGAUAGAAAUUUUGGUAGAAAAGGUUUGGUAAAUUGAGGUC
Molecule: messenger RNA, 1817 nt
Organism: Amphimedon queenslandica
Lineage: Eukaryota; Metazoa; Porifera; Demospongiae; Haplosclerida; Niphatidae
Exons: 9
Coding region: 966-1721 (251 amino acids)
Source: RefSeq, a predicted model, not a curated record